AUGGCGAAUCCGGAUAACGUUGCUGCUGCUGCUGCCGGUCGCCUUGCUGCUGCUGCCCGUGUUGCUGCUGGUGUUCCGCCACCAAGUUUCGCGAUCGACCCCUUCGAUCGGCGGAAACUAAAAUGGAUGCGGUGGAUGGAACGGUUGGAGAACGCGUUCGCCAUCUUCGACAUCAACGAAGAGGAGAUGCGGAAAAGUUUGCUGCUGCACCAUAUGGGCCCCGAAAGCUACGACAUAAUCUGCGACAAAAUCGCCCCGGAGGCGCCCCGUGCAAAAACGUAUCGACAGAUUAUUGACACCUUGGAGGCAUUUUACAACCCCACCCCGCUCGAGAUCAGUGAAAACUUUCGAUUUAAGUGCCGUCGCCAAGGCGACAAGGAUGCUGCUUCGCCGGACGAGUCGAUUGACGAAUAUUUGGUGGCGCUUCGACGGAUUGCGGUAACGUGCAACUUUGGACAGUACCUGGAAACCGCCCUCCGCAACCAGUUGGUGUUUGGCAUCAGGAGAAACGACAUCCGAAGCCGGCUGCUGGAGAGAAGGCAGCUCACACUGCAGGACGCUCGCGAGAUCGCUGUAAGUAUGGAGCUGUCAAAGAAGGGCGGAGCUGAAAUCGAAGGUGGCCAAGGUAAGCAGGAGGUCCACAAAGUACAGCACCAACCAGGUAAGCGGAACAAGUCGAAGGUGAAAAUAAACGAAGGGGAAAAGCGUUUUACUCCGAGGGGGGCUGGUGCAAGUGAUAUUAGCUGCUACCGCUGUGGUGAGAAAUCUCACCUUGCCAACACCUGCAAGCACAAGCAAACCGAAUGCAAGUUCUGUGGCCUGAAGGGACACCUGGAAAGAGUGUGCAUGAAAAAAUCCGGCUCGAAGGCCAGUGGUGCGCGAUCGUCGGGAAAACAAAGUGCCGUGCAAACGAAUUUCGUGGACAAUUCCGCAAAUGACUAUAGUGAUGCGAAACCCGAUGUGCGCGAGGUGUGUUCGGUAAACACCAUUUCGGACAAUGCGAAAAUUUGGAUGAAAGUGCGCGUGAACGGAGUACCGAUGCGUUUCGAGGUGGACACGGGAUCGCCCGUCACCAUCGUGAGUGCGAACUGCUGGAAGCAAAUGUUCCAGGCAGCGAAACUGCGUCAAUGCGAUACGAAUCUCGUGAGCUAUUGCAAUACGAACAUUAACGUGCUCGGGAUAAUGGACGCUGGUGUCGAAUACGAUGGACAGAACUCGCAGUUACCGUUGUACGUCGUGAAUUCGGAAAAACAUCCGUUGAUCGGGCGCGAAUGGUUGAGUCGUCUGUCGGUCGAUUGGAAUGUGCUGCUGCGGAAGGACUACUCGGUGAACGAGAUACGGGGAAGUACUUCGGGAAGCAACUGCGGUGCUGCUGAUACUGCUGCCGCCGUGAAGGAGGUUCUGCAAAAGUUUCCGAGGGUAUUCGAGGAUUCCAUCGGAAAGAUCUCCCGUGUCCAAGCCAACUUGCCGCUGAAGAGUGAUGCCCGUCCUGUCUUCCUGAAGGCGCGUAAAAUUCCGUUCAACCUGCAGAGUGUGGUCGAUGCUGAACUAGACAAGCUAGUUGCGGAGGGAGUUCUCACCAAGGUCAACCAGAGUAAUUGGGCGACACCGAUUGUGCCGGUGAAGAAAUCCAACAACCGGGUGCGCAUCUGCGGCGAUUACAAACAAACCGUCAACCCCAACCUUGUGGUGGACAGGCACCCACUUCCUACGGUGGACGAGCUUUUCGCCUCGCUCGCUGGUGGGAAGAGAUUCAGCAAAAUCGACCUGGUGCAGGCAUACCUGCAGAUGGAAGUUGCUCCAGAAGAUCGCGAAAUCCUCACACUGAGCACCCAUCGCGGUCUGUACCGACCCAACCGCCUCAUGUACGGGGUGGCAUCUGCGCCAGCCAUUUGGCAGCGACAAAUGGAGGCAUUGCUGCAAGGAAUCGAGGGUGUCAGCGUGUUCCUAGACGACAUUAAGGUAACUGGACCUGAUUACGAGACUCAUUUGCGCCGAUUGGAGGAAGUUUUGCGUCGUCUGGAGGAGAAUGGCAUCCGGGUCAACCGAGACAAGUGCGAAUUUUUUGCAGAGAAGAUAGAAUACUGCGGAUACCUCAUCGACGAAGAGGGGAUCCACAAGAUCCAGAAGAAAGUGGACGCUAUCCAGGAUAUGCGGAGGCCGGAGAACAAGGACGAGGUACGCUCCUUUGUAGGUCUCAUCAAUUACUACGGUCGAUUUUUCCGGGAUCUGAGUACCGUUCUCUAUCCUCUCAACAACCUGCUGAAGAACGAUGUGCCGUUCGAGUGGAGCAAACAGUGCGAGAAGUCUUUUCAAGCGGUGAAGAGGCAAAUGCAAGCGGAAACCUGCCUCGUCCACUAUUCCCCCGAAUUGCCUUUGGUGCUGGCCACCGACGCUUCGCCAUACGGCGUGGGAGCCGUACUGAGCCAUAUCUACCCAGAUGGCUCGGAACGCCCGAUCCAGUUUGCCUCACAAACGCUGAACCGUACUCAGCAGGCGUACCUACACGUGGAUAAGGAAGCGUAUGCGAUAAUAUUCGGCGUUAAGAAGUUCUUUCAAUUUCUGUACGGCCGGAGAUUCGUUUUGGUUACGGACAAUCAAGCAGUGACCAAAAUCUUCGGGGAACACAAAGGAUUACCUGUGAUGUCCGCUCUUAGGAUGCAGCACUAUGCCACCUACCUGCAAUCCUUCGAUUACGAAAUACGGUUUCGGAAGUCGGCGAGCCAUGCCAAUGCGGAUGCGCUCUCCCGAAUCCCGCUGAAGCUGGCGGAUGCAGACAACGUCAUCGAAGAGUCGGACUUCAGGUAUCAGUCUUUUCAAGCGGUGAAGAGGCAAAUGCAAGCGGAAACCUGCCUCGUCCACUAUUCCCCCGAAUUGCCUUUGGUGCUGGCCACCGACGCUUCGCCAUACGGCGUGGGAGCCGUACUGAGCCAUAUCUACCCAGAUGGCUCGGAACGCCCGAUCCAGUUUGCCUCACAAACGCUGAACCGUACUCAGCAGGCGUACCUACACGUGGAUAAGGAAGCGUAUGCGAUAAUAUUCGGCGUUAAGAAGUUCUUUCAAUUUCUGUACGGCCGGAGAUUCGUUUUGGUUACGGACAAUCAAGCAGUGACCAAAAUCUUCGGGGAACACAAAGGAUUACCUGUGAUGUCCGCUCUUAGGAUGCAGCACUAUGCCACCUACCUGCAAUCCUUCGAUUACGAAAUACGGUUUCGGAAGUCGGCGAGCCAUGCCAAUGCGGAUGCGCUCUCCCGAAUCCCGCUGAAGCUGGCGGAUGCAGACAACGUCAUCGAAGAGUCGGACUUAGUCGAACUGCACCAAAUCGAAACCCUUCCACUUACUGCUGCGGAGUUGGCACAAGCAACUGCUGAGGAUUCCUCUGUGAAGAAGCUGAUACAAGGAGUCAAAUACGGUGUCCUCGUCGAUGGCAAGGUCCGGUUCGGAAUCGACCAGAGCGAGUUUGCAAUGCAAUACGUAUACGAGUGUACGUGCCGCCGUCUCUUCGGAAGCGAGUCCUUGAGGAGCUGCACUCUACGCACUUCGGAGCAACGCGAACCAAGUCACUGGCAAGAGGCUAUUGCUGGUGGAAUGGAAUGGAAAGUGCUAUUGAGGAGAUGA
This is a messenger RNA of Aedes albopictus (Asian tiger mosquito), 3618 nucleotides long. RefSeq lists its product as uncharacterized. The record is from RefSeq and is a predicted model, not a curated record. The transcript has 2 exons. Lineage: Eukaryota; Metazoa; Arthropoda; Insecta; Diptera; Culicidae. The coding region runs from base 1 to 3618 and encodes 1205 amino acids. Gene Ontology annotation, molecular function: nucleic acid binding; zinc ion binding.